GCUCAGCACCAGGGGCUCUGGGAAGACACGGGACCUGGCAGGGUGGCGCAGCCAGGUGCCCUCUGGGAGGGCAAAGCCGCGUGGGAUGCGGAGCUGCCCAUGGUGCUCCCUGACAGGGAGGAUCCAUCCCAGCUGCUGCACGGCUCGGGCUCAGCGCUGGGGAGACCCCGCACGGCCUCUACCCUUCUGGGGGAGCACACAAGACCCCCCAGCCCAGCCGGGCCCUCGCUGCCGCCUGCCUUUGAACUUGCCGGCGGGUCGCACACUGUGCCAAAGUGUGAUGGCCGAGCGCACGAGGAGCCAGCCCAGCCCGAUUUGCUGGCAAGCCUGCCCCCUUCCCCCCGAUGCUCCCCAAAGCCUCACGUCUGGGCCGGCCGCGGGGCUGGGGGCACUGGGCCGCGAGCGGGCAGCGCUGGGCUGGCAUGGCGGGAAGCGUGAAAGUGAUCAAGCGAGGCGGGCGGCCUCUGAUCAUUAGGGAGCCUUUGAUGGCUCCGCGCGCUUGGGGCAGCAGACAAUGGGCGCAUUCAGAGCGGGGAAGCUCACAGACGGCCCCGUGCGCCCGAGCCAGCCAGCCAGGGCCCCGCGCUGCCCAGGACCCAAAUGGAUUCAAACAGGAUCGGCCCCAACCCCCCCGUCCUUCCCAGCAGCCGGGCCUGGCAUGAAUUCAGCUGUUUGUGUGUCCUGCGGCCUGGGAACCGACGGCCCUGUGCCCCCCGUGGCACUGUAUAUAUACACAACGCCACUCGCCCCGACCCAUUGUUCCACUGUCACGGUCAGCGCCGGCAGCCAGGAGACGAGAGCAGAGCGGGAGGGAAGGAGCCAGCCCCAGGCAGCUCCCAGCUCCAGCCAGGCUGGGCCACGAACGCACCCCAGUCCCCACCGGCCGUGCCAUGCUGCUGCCCCUGCUCUGCCUCCUCCAGCUGGCCGCUGGGGCCCCCCUGGGCAGGGAGCUGUACCUGAUGCCCGCCAGCGUCCUGCAAGCUCUGUCCAGCCGUGGGACACGAGUGCUGGAGGCAGCGCUGGAAAGCGCGCAGCUGGCACUGGAAGCUGCGUUGGCGGAGCACAGGAGGAGGUUGCAGGCCUGCCAGGACUGCGGCAACCAGACCCAGCCCUGCCCCCGGAUGCAAAGCAGCACGGUCUUGCCCAACACCCACGGGGACCAGCCGCUUCUAGGUUUGUGCGGCCACCAGGCACUCGCAGCCCCCAACAUCACCACAGCCAAGGGCAAGAUUGUGGGUGGCAGCGUGGCACCCCGCGGGGCCUGGCCUUGGCUGGUGUCUGUGCGGCUGGACGGGGAGCUGAUGUGCGGGGGGGUGCUGGUGGCGGCCACCUGGGUCCUCACGGCCGCCCACUGCUUCACCGGGAACCGGAACGAGUUGGCCUGGACGGUGGUGGUGGGCGACUACAACCUGGGCAAGCAGGACGAGGGCGAGCAGGAGCUGCCCGUCAGCCGCAUCAUCACCCACCCCAAGUUCAACCCCAAGACCUUCCACGGGGACAUGGCCCUGCUGGAGCUGACGCGCUCGCCGGUGCCCACGCAGGGGGUGAGCCCUGUGUGCCUGCCUGACGGCCCCCUGGAGCCUGCCCCAGGCACGCCCUGCUACAUCGCUGGCUGGGGCUCCCUCUACGAAGAGGGGCCGGCGGCCGAGGUGGUGAUGGAGGCACGGGUGCCCUUGCUGAGCCAGGAUGCCUGCCGCGGUGCACUAGGCCGGGACUUGCUCACCAGUGCCAUGUUCUGCGCUGGGUACUUGUCAGGUGGCAUCGACUCCUGCCAGGGAGACUCCGGGGGCCCCUUGACGUGCCAGGACCCCGGGUCGCAGCGCUUUGUGCUCUAUGGGAUCACAUCGUGGGGCGACGGCUGUGGGGAGCGGGGCAAGCCAGGUGUCUACACCCGCGUGGCUGCCUUCGCUGACUGGAUCGCCCACCAGAUGCAGCAGUCACCCGCCAGCCGUGAGCCCAGCUGCCCAGAGCUGCUGGCACUGCCCCAGCUGCCCACUGAGCGCCAAGCCCCUGAGCGCACCCGCCUCUGCUCCUUCUACGCCCGCAGCUGCGGCCCCCCCACAGCCCAGGAGGCCUGUGCCCAUGCAGCCCAGGAGGCCUGCCAGACCCGGCAGCAUCGAUGCGAGCUGCGCGCCUACGCCCAGAGACUGCUGGACUUCCUGCACCGUGCCGAGGAGUUCUUCCAGGCCCGCCUGGACGUCUCCUUCUUCACCCAGGCCCUGCCACGGGCCCUGGAGCAGCUCUACACCCACCUCUUUCCUACCCAGGUGCACCAGGUGACUGCAGAGCAGGCCUCGGACGCAGCUCGGGGAGGACACGCUGGCCCCAUGAAGCAGGCAGCAGGAGGGAUUCAGAGCCCCACACGCAGGGCCAGGCAGCCCCAGCCCCCCAGCCCCAGGCCCCAGCCCCAGGGGCUCCAGCUAGAGGACCAGGUGCAGGAGCUCAGCACUGCAGAGCCAAAGCCAGAGUUGGAGCCACCACACGGGGAGGAGCAGCUCUUCCUGCAGGGUGAGGAGCUGCAGCAACAUGGUCGGAGCUCCCUUCGGCAGCUGUGGGCCAUGCUGGGCUCUCAGACCUCCCCACCGGACACUGCGGAGCCCAUCAGUGCCCCUGCCCCAAACCGAUCUGCAGUCCCGGGGGGCCGCCCCACACGGGAGAAGCGAGAGCUCCGGGGUGACGUCGCAGGGGAUGAGGCAGCAGGCGACAGCCGAGGCUGCCUGGGGCUGGCCGAGGCGGCGCGGCGUGUCCAGGCCAUGCGGGAGCUGUACCGCUGGGUGCUGCAGGUGCCAGACGGGGACCUGGCCAUGACCUUCCAGGAGAUCCUGGUGGACCUGGGCUCCAAGAACGCCAAGGGGCUGUGCAAGGCGCAGGUCCGGGCCACGGUCGGUGGCAGGGCCAUGGCCUUCCCUGGCCUCGUGGGGCUGGACAGUGACUCGCUGCACCGCAGCAUGCCGGGCCUGGUGGCCGCCGCGCUGGAGACCUUGAAAACCUAACAGGGACCCUGGGGCUGGGUGUUGCCCCCUGCCCCACUGGCUCCAGAGCAGGAUGAGGCCAGGCAGGGGGUGUCCCCUGGAGAUGGAGAACCCACCUGGCUGAGGCUGGGCCAGCCAGGACUGGACCCUCCAGCCAGACACACUGCAGAGCCUGGCACCUUCCAGCCCACCUACCCCAGCAGCAAGGCGAAGGUGUGGGGACGGCGCAGGGGACCUGGGGAGAGAGCAAGCAGCCGAGGCAAGCCGCUUGGGGCAAACAUCGCCUUGGCCCCCGGCCCUGCAAGGGUGGAGCAGGCCUGAGUGGUGCACCCCGGACCGAGGAACUGCCCAGCACUGGCUCCUGGCUUAUCUGCAGCCUCCCUGUAGCUCUGGACCCAGGCUGCCCUGGCUGCCCCCUGCCCCAUCAUCAGAGGGAGCAGGUGACUCUGGGGCCCUCUUUGCUGGCUGACAAAGGCCCCAUCCCCUCACUUCCCCACAGGCUUUGGGUAAUAGGCUCCCCCCUGCGCUCCCUGCCUUGCAGGGCCAGGAGGCCAAGCACAGCAUGGACCCCAGCCCCCUGUGCCCGCACUGGCACCAGGCCUGGGCAUGGGGACAGACCACGCUCCCACUGUCUGCAAGCCCUGGGCUCCCCUCCUCAGGCUUGCCUCACUGCCUGGCCUUGGCUACAGCCCUUCUGCUGCCCUGCCUCGGUUUCCCCAUCUGUAAAAGGGCCCCAGAUCUGCCUCCUAGGGGACAGGGCAGCUGGCUCCACCUCCACAUGCUGAGGGCAGGAGUGGGGCAGCUAGGACAGCUCAUCCCACUGCAGAGCCUCCCU
This is a messenger RNA of Alligator sinensis (Chinese alligator), 3807 nucleotides long. It is a transcript of the gene PRSS56, whose product is annotated as serine protease 56. Gene Ontology annotation, biological process: proteolysis. Lineage: Eukaryota; Metazoa; Chordata; Crocodylia; Alligatoridae. The coding region runs from base 891 to 2993 and encodes 700 amino acids. Gene Ontology annotation, molecular function: serine-type endopeptidase activity. The record is from RefSeq and is a predicted model, not a curated record. The transcript is spliced from 16 exons.